This is a messenger RNA of Aptenodytes forsteri (emperor penguin), 543 nucleotides long. It is a transcript of the gene MINDY1, whose product is annotated as family with sequence similarity 63 member A. Gene Ontology annotation, biological process: protein K48-linked deubiquitination. Gene Ontology annotation, molecular function: K48-linked deubiquitinase activity; cysteine-type deubiquitinase activity; cysteine-type carboxypeptidase activity. Gene Ontology annotation, cellular component: cytosol; cell periphery. The transcript has 5 exons. The coding region runs from base 1 to 543 and encodes 180 amino acids. Lineage: Eukaryota; Metazoa; Chordata; Aves; Sphenisciformes; Spheniscidae. The record is from RefSeq and is a predicted model, not a curated record.
AUGACGGUCCUCCCCAAGCUCUCGACGGGGCUGGACGUCAACGUGCGGUUCACGGGCGUCUCGGACUUCGAGUACACGCCCGAGUGCAUCGUCUUCGACCUCCUCAACGUCCCGCUCUACCAUGGCUGGCUGGUGGACCCCCAGAGCCCGGAGGUGGUGCAAGCCGUGGGCAAGCUGAGCUACAACCAGCUGGUGGAGAAGAUCAUCACCUGCAAACAGGCCAGCGACUCCAGCCUGGUGAGCGAAGGGCUGGUGGCGGAGCAGUUCCUGGAGUCCACGGCCUCCCAGUUGACCUACCACGGGCUGUGCGAGCUCACGGCCGCCGUCAGGGAGGGCGAGCUCAGCGUCUUCUUCCGCAACAACCACUUCAGCACCAUGAUAAAGCACAAGGGCCACCUCUACCUGCUGGUGACGGACCAGGGCUUCCUGCAGGAGGAGCGGGGGGUGGGAAUCGGGGCGUGCUCCCGCCUUGGCUUGCGAAACCGGCCCUGGGAGGUUCCUCUUCCCCCGGCCCGGAGCGAAGCCGGCUCGUCCCUCGCCUAA